Molecule: messenger RNA, 924 nt
Organism: Elephantulus edwardii (Cape elephant shrew)
Lineage: Eukaryota; Metazoa; Chordata; Mammalia; Macroscelidea; Macroscelididae
Gene: EBNA1BP2
Product: EBNA1 binding protein 2
Exons: 9
Coding region: 7-924 (305 amino acids)
Biological process (GO): ribosomal large subunit biogenesis; rRNA processing
Cellular component (GO): nuclear periphery; preribosome, large subunit precursor; nucleolus
Source: RefSeq, a predicted model, not a curated record
AACGAGAUGGACACUCCACCGGUUUCCGGUUCGGAUUCUGAGUCUGAAGAUUCUUUUGUCACAGACAGAGAGCUUCAGGAUGCGUUUUCGCGAGGGCUUCUCAAGCCAGGCCUCAAUGUCGUGCUAGAGGGGCCGAAGAAGGCAACUAACGACGUGACUGGCCUGAAGCAGUGCUUGGCAGAAUUCAAGCGCGAUCUGGAAUGGGUUGAGAGGCUUGAUGUGACCCUGGGUCCGGUGCCAGAAAUCAAUGGAACUCAACCAACACCUCAGAACCAGGAUCAGAAAGCUAUUAACCCAGAAGAUGACUUCCAACGAGAGAUGAACUUCUACCGUCAGGCCCAGGCUGCAGUACUUGCAGUGUUACCUCGCCUCCAUCAGCUCAAAGUCCCUACAAAGCGACCUACUGAUUAUUUUGCAGAGAUGGCUAAGUCUGACCAGCAAAUGCAGAAGAUUCGACAGAAGCUGCAGGCUAAACAGGCCGCUAUGGAAAAGUCUGAAAAAGCUAAACAACUACGAGCACUUAGGAAAUAUGGAAAGAAGGUACAAACAGAGGUUCUUCAGAAGAGGCAGCGGGAGAAAGCACAUAUGAUGGACGCCAUUAAAAAGUAUCAGAAAGGCUUCUCUGAUAAACUGGAUUUUCUUGAGGGAGAUCAGAAACCCAUUGCUCAAGGCACAAAGGAAAAAGCUAAAGGCCAGCAGAUGAAAAAGGGGCCCAGUGCCAAACGACGGUAUAAAAACCAGAAGUUCGGUUUUGGUGGAAAGAAGAAAGGCUCCAAGUGGAACACUCGAGAGAGCCAUGAUGAUGUGUCCAGCUUCCGGGCCAAGACAGCUCAUGCCAAAGGUCCUGGGAGGCCUGCAAAGAAAAGAGCAAAUAAGAGACCUGGGAAACGAACAAGAGAGAAAAUGAAGAACAGGACACGUUAA